AAGUUUUAGACUUUCAUUGUGUCAUUUUAAAGUCGUGUGGUGGGGAUAUCUAGUCUAGUGACAGCUAGUCAUGGAUACCUUGUGUGAAAUUCCAGACGAAAAUUUGCCUGCUUUGGCCACUUUGUAUGAGAAACACGUGGUGUGGGCACCUCACGUGUUAAGUUUAAUUCACACAGGUAUGCGUCUAAAAAACACGAAUAAAUUCAGAGAUAGUGUGAGUUUCCUCUCAGUCAACGAAAUGUGGAGGGAAGAUGGCACGAUUAUUGUAAUCAUGAAGUUUCAUUGCUACAAUAUUUUUGUGUUUACUUUGGAUGACCACUGCGUCACUCUACGACAAGCUUUACUCACGACCGAUUUUACGAAUCCGCAAGCUGUGUUUUUCUGCGUCCACGAAAAACAUCUACCUACUGUUGAGCAAGUCGCCAAGGAGAGGAAUUUACGACUGUCUAAAGCCCCUCUUCCGUAUUUAAUAUUUGCGUUAAAUCCGUCUAAAGCUACGUUUGCACUGGAUUGUCCACCGGACGUUUACGUUAAGAAAUUGGACCCUACUUUAAGCGACAAGAUUAACUCAGUGUGGCCACAUAAAUACCCAGGUUCGGAAAACUACGUGUCAGGGUUAAUCGAAAUGAAUGGGGGUUAUGGGGUGUUUUUACGCAGUAGUAACGAAAUGGUGGCAUGGGUGGUGAAGCACUGUUUUGGCCACAUUGGGGUGCUUCAAACGGACGAAAAACAUAAGAAGAAGGGGUAUGGAAGCUUGGUUACUAGAGCACUAGCACUAGAGAUUUUGGACGAGGGACAUUGGCCGUUUGGGACUGUGUACCCGGAUAACGCAGGGUCCAUUAAGCUUUUCGAGAAGUUGGGGUUCGAGAGGAUUGGGUUUGCGUCCUAUAUGGAUAUAAUAAAUACCUGAUUACCUUAUGUAUUGAGUGUGAUAUAUUUAAAUAAAAAAUAACUCAGUUACGUAUUA
Molecule: messenger RNA, 967 nt
Organism: Zophobas morio
Lineage: Eukaryota; Metazoa; Arthropoda; Insecta; Coleoptera; Tenebrionidae
Exons: 2
Coding region: 71-910 (279 amino acids)
Molecular function (GO): acyltransferase activity, transferring groups other than amino-acyl groups
Source: RefSeq, a predicted model, not a curated record